Mollisia scopiformis is the source of this 1227-nucleotide messenger RNA. RefSeq lists its product as uncharacterized. Lineage: Eukaryota; Fungi; Ascomycota; Leotiomycetes; Helotiales; Mollisiaceae. The record is from RefSeq and is a predicted model, not a curated record. The transcript is spliced from 3 exons. Bases 1 to 1227 code for a protein of 408 amino acids.
AUGGCAAAUUCGGACAAAGCCAUUGGCAGAGACGUUCCUUGGGAAGGCAAAUCGAAGUUCAGAUCGAACCAAGAGUGCACAAUCUUGACAAGUCAAGCCGACGAACUGAACGUAUACACUGGCAAGAAGUACCGUUUCGACUUUUUCUCGCAAAAUCCGACAAUCCUCCUGCCUGAGACUCUCUUGGAAGGCAAGACGGCGUUCGUCAACUAUAUCUGCUUAGACUCGGAGCAUAUGAAGAAGAUCAGCAACAGCGUCAAAGAGACAGUUCAAACGACCAGCCUUGAUUCGAGACCAGAACAGCCAAUCGACCUGUCAACAAUCAACACGACUCUUGCUACGAUGCAUGUACCACCAAUGUCGGCCGAAGAUCAUAUUUUGUUGAUGAAACAGCACAAGAGAGGCAUCGAUAUCAUGAGCUUCGGAACGGAAGUCAACAGUGAAGCAGUCUUGACUAUCUUCAGCGAUAAAUUCGGCACCCUUCCGGAAGACAGCCAACUGAGACAAAUUCUUGCUGAUCUAAGAAAGGGCUGUCGUGUGACAAUUAUCCGCGACCAUUCAAAUGUAUGGUGCAAUGUCGGUGACAAGACUUGGCUGCAUCGUCUUCAAAAGGUAUUCACGCAUGGCUUGUAUCCUGAUUUCCUAUCAUUUCAAGAGGAGCAAGUACACGAUGAGAAAUCCUCUGACCCGAACGCCACCAAACCAAAGCAGCGCCUUCAAUGCUACCUAGACGGAGACCUGCUGAUCCCAAACCUACCGUGGAUGAAAUUGCCCCCAAGUCGAACAGAUGUAGUCCUGGACUAUGAAGGAGAGCCCGUUCCACUAUCCGAUCGUUAUGGCACUUUCUCGAUCCGACGUCGCUUCACUUCUCUGCAAGAUUAUCAGAUUUUUAUGGCACUUCUGGCACUCAAGGAUCACCAUUACCAGGAAGAAAUGCUGAACAAGAUCUUCAAUAGACGAAUCAAGCAUACUGCCAGAGUCUCGAAGAUGUUAGGGGUAAUGGGCUAUUAUCUGUACAUCUCUGUUGAUAAUCUUGUCAAUACCACGAUGCCAAAGAUUUCGGACGACACAACCUUUGAUAUCACAGAAGCAAUCGGUCCUAAGGAGAACGAGGACGACAAGGAUCUCGAGCCAUUCGCGUUUUCGGCUCGAGUCACCGAUAAAGUUUGGAAUUCUCGCUCGUGUUUUGUCCUGGCAUACUUCCCCGACGUGGACCCUGAUUGGUAA